Balearica regulorum gibbericeps (East African grey crowned-crane) is the source of this 10251-nucleotide messenger RNA. NCBI's taxonomy places the organism in Eukaryota, Metazoa, Chordata, Aves, Gruiformes, Gruidae. The record is from RefSeq and is a predicted model, not a curated record.
CCACUACCACCCGCUGCUGCGGAGCUGGAAGGUGCUGCAAAGACUCAGAGCUCCGUGAGGAUCAAGGAGUUGAUGCAGUUCGUGGAGGCAGAGCCCCUCGCCUUGGGAGUGGAGGAGGUUUUCGACAUCCUGCCGCUAUAUGGUGCGCUGCAGCCGGGCGAGAGCCAACGGGUGACCUUCACCUUCUUUGGCCACACAAACAUCGUCGCCCACGUCAUGGCGCUGUGCAGGGUGGAGGGAGGCCCCACCUAUGAGAUAGCGCUGAGCGGGGAGGCUUCGCUCAUCAACUACCUCCUGGACAUCACAGAGAUCGACUGUGGGCUGCAGCUGUUUAACGAAGUCACGGAAUCGGAGGUCACCCUGCAGAACAGCGGGAAGGUGGGAUUCACCUACGUGGUGCUAAGCCCCAGCGCGGCCACUGCGGACAGCCCUCUGCCCGGCGUGCCCCUGGUCGUGCCCAGCACGGGUUACGUUGGACCGGGCAAGGAGCAAGUGCUGAAAGUGUAUUACCUGCCGGGAGUGCCUGGAGUCUUCUGCAGGACUUUCCAGAUCCAAGUGGGUCACCUGGAACCAGAAGAGAUCUCCCUGAAAGGCGAGGGGAGUUUUCCCAGGAUUUACUUGGACCUUCCUAGGAAAAUCAAAGGAAAUGAAAAAUAUGAGAAGAUCCUCAAAGAGGCGAAAGAAAAGAUAGAAAAAGACAGCCAGAGAGACGAAGCAGUUGUUGUGGGGGAGGCUGCGGCCACGGAGCCACCCAUGGACGACUCGGGCACCUUCGACACUCGGCUGCAGAUGCAGAUGGAGCAGAUGCUGAUGGAGCAGCACGCCCUGGAGCAGCAGGAAGCUCUUGCCUCCAGUUCUCUGGAGGACGCUGCCUUUGACCAGCGUGCUCGUCGGAGGCUUCUCAAAGCUGAGCUGCCCGAGUAUGUCCUGGACUUUGGCUACGUCAUUCUCGGUAACAUCCACACGCACAUCGUGAAGGUCACCAACACCGGGCAUUUCCCUGUGUCCUUCCACGCCGAUGGACGGGUCCUGUGUGACACAGGUUUCAGCGUGGAGCUGGACCGCGUGAAGCACCUGCCCUACUGUGAGACAGAGACGUUCGAAGUGCGCUUUGACCCACAGAGCGCCAACCUGCCAUUGGGAGAGGUGGACGUGCUCCUGCCCAUCAAGGUGGUGGAAGGCCCCACGUUUCACGUCCGUCUCCGUGCUGAUGUGGCUGUGCCGUCCCUCUGCGUCUCCAGGGACAGACUGGAGUUCUGUGCUCUCCAGUGUGGGCAGUGUCAGGAAGAAACCAUCCAGCUCCACAAUCAGCUCCAGGUCCCCUGUAAAUGGUUCAUCACCUUCAAUGAGCCCGUUAAGAAGGUGGACAAACGUUUGCCAGCAAGCGUGCAUCGGAAGCUGCUGCAGGAGUUGAAGACCAAGCCCUGUGUCUUCGAGGCGCUGCCCUCGGCAGGAUCCCUGACUCCAGGACAGCGAUGCAACGUGCGAGUCAGGUUUUCACCCACGGAAGAGAAGUCCUACAGAAGCGAGCUGAAGAUUAACAUUUGCCAGAGCAACCGGCACCUCCAGCUGCAGGUCUCGGGGCACGGGCUGGAGCCACAGCUGGAAUUCAGCCCCCCAGUGCUCGAGCUGGGACCGUUGGUGCCGUACAGUCCUGGGGCGGAGGGGACGGUGGUGGUGAAGAACCCGUGCGAGUUCCCCAUCGAGUUUUACUCGCUGGAGUUUGACCAGCAGUACCUUGCUGAGGAGCAGAUCCUGCGGAUGCUGAAGGACUACGAUGGCCACAACAUCUUAAUGCUGCCGCCACGCGCCCCGGGUGAGAAGCUUCCCCCGGAGCUGCUGGAGUACUAUCAGGACCAGAAAAGGCUGCAGGAUGAGCAGACAAAGUCCAAGCCUGGGGAAGCAGGAGCAAACUUGGAAGAUGCGCAGUCUCUGUCAGAUCAAGGAGGAAAGCACUCUGCUGCCAUCAUUCGCACCGUCUCGUCCCGUAGCUCGGUCAUUCCCUCCUUCGUUUUUGACGAAAGCCAGUCCAACAAGGUGGACUCUAAAUCUGAAUGGGGAGAAGAGGAGGAAGGUGUUGAGGAAAGAUGCAGCACAGCAGAGCAUCGGCAGAGCACCGCCAGCAGCAAGGAGGCCGCGGGAGAACUGGACGACAGCCCUGUCUGUAGGGCCAUCGCCCGCCACCUCGGCAUCGAUACCUCCGCAGAAGGGCGUGCAGCCCAAAACCGCAGAGGGAUCGUCAUCAUUGUCCACGGGGCACCCCUGACAGGAAAAACAUCGGCAGCAGUUGCCCUGUCCAAAUAUUACGGCGCUGCCUGCUUGUCCAUCGACGCCGUGGUGACAGAAGCCAUCUCGGACAGGAGCAGCUCGGCAGGGCUCCAUGCCUGGGAGCUGUGCGUGAGGGCUGCCAUCGAGCAGAGCCACAAGGAGACAGAGGAGGCCGGUCAGAACGCAGACGUGUCCCUCAGCCUGCAGUUCGGCGCCGAGGCCAAGCACAGCCCGGACACAAGCCAGUCCAGCUCUGGGGACAAAGUCAGCCUGCAGUCCGUCAGUUCCCGAGGCCGGGCGAGCACCGCAGCGAGCAAGAGGAAGGCGGAUGGCCGCGCAUCCCAAUCCCAGAAACAGCUUCUAACGGAUCUGAUGGGCUCCCAGGGCUCGUCCAGUUGUCGUCCCAUCUCUCCCCUUCCCUGCGUCCCUGCGCGGCGAUGGCUGAGCAUCGAUAGCAGCACAGCGGGAGAGAUGGCCUUCAUGAGCUGCGUGCUGCCCGAGGACUUGCUGGUGGCCAUCCUCUCCGAAAGGCUGCAGUUGAGUGACUGCUACCAGGGAGUGGUGUUUGAUGGCCUGGAGACCCUCUUUGCACGCAACACGGCGUCUGCUCUCCUCUGCCUGCUCAAAGCUGUCAGAAAUCGGCCUUAUAUCUAUUUCGUGAACCUGUUCCAGGAUUACGCUGCUUUGAAAGCCAGGGAGACAGCCGCAAAAGAGCAGGAAGGACGGGAGCGGGAAGAAGCUGCCAAGAGGGAGAAAGCACGUCUCUGGGAGAUGGAUGAGGAAGAGUAUGACGCCCUCACUGAGGAGCAGAAAACUCAGUUUAAUAACAACAUACGACAAGUCCAGCGAGAGAGGAAGAAGAGGGAGAUGGAGCAGCUGGCUCGAGAGCUUGAGGAAAAGCACCGGCGGGAGCUCGAACGCUUGAAGGAGGAAGAAGAGCUGAAGAAGAAAUCUAAACGGGGGAAGAGAGAGCUUGGAAAAGACAAAGAUAAUGCUUUGGGGAAGAAAAGCCAGCCCGGCGUCAGGCAGAACACGAACACAUCCACCAGCAACACCAAUGCAUCCACCAGCAACCGGUCGGAUGUCACCGAGGGCAUAGAGAAGAAGGGAGCUGUAAAGGAGCACCCAGACCCUGUUGCAGGUGACAAGGAAGAUAAGAAAAAGCGGAGCAAGGUUCCCCUGACGGAUGCUGGACCAGCAGUGGUUGUUGCGACAACACAACUCUCAGACCCAGAACAGGGGGAAACCAAACCCGAGGUGCUGAGUGACAGCGAGAAGAACUUGGCCCGGAGGUUUAAGAUCUACGAGGCAUCACAGAAGGAUGUUGCACAUAUUUUGUCAUCCUGGGACAGGGUUCAGGGUAUCCUGCUGUCCCCUCUGAACCAAGAGGAGGUGCAGCACCCAGCAGAAGACAAGCACCAGCAUUUAUCCGGCCGCAGGAGCCGGAAGGACAGAGAGAGGGAGCGGCUGGAAAAACUGAAGGCUCUUGAGGACUCCAAGUUAGCUCAGCUGGAAGAGGAAGGUGCGGAAGGAUCAGCCAGAGGCCAGGAUGCUGGGGUGCCCCGCUUGGACAUACAAGUGCUGAGCUCAGAAGAUGUGACUAGGGAGAUCCUGGAGAGCGGCAAGCUGCCAGCGGCAGAGCAGAUCCUGGAUCACCUGGGCCUGGGUCCCUCAGGGCCUCCCAUUCCCCCCACCGCUUUUUACUCUGUGAUCCGCUACCCGGAGAAGCGGACGGUCCCUGUGGCAGGAGAAGCCCUCAAGCACUUCAUCUUUGUUGUGCCAGAAAGUGCCCCUGCGGAAGAAGAGAAGAAGGACGCGGAAAGUCCUAUGGAUGCCCUCGCCGUGCCCGCAGUGAAGACGUUGGAGGAGCAGGUCACCCCCACCAGGGCCCGGUCAAGGAAGGAGAAAGCUGCAGGCAGCCGGGAGGCUGCGAGGGAGAAGCGGAGCUCUGCCUGGGGCAGGAGGUCCCAGGGGCCAGGCACAGGAACGCCCGCACGUACCCCCGAGGUGGACCAAAGUGGUGUGGACAUGGUCCCACCCCUGAGGAGAUCCGUCAGGCUGAGCAGCUGCCGGUGGAUAGUGCCUGCCCACGGCGAGGUGGAACUGAAGGUCCACUUCAGCUCUGCGGUGCUGGGCCAGUUUGAUCAGACGCUGCAUUUUGAGGUGCUGGGGACAAACCGUCUGUACCAGCUGCACUGCAGGGGCACCUGCCUGUAUCCCACCAUCAGCCAGGACCCGCGGCUGGUGUUUCCUCACCGGAGGAAGAGCAAGGCGGAUGAUGACAUCAUCUUCAAGCAGUAUGUCAUGGACACUGGUGUAUUCCACUUCGGACCGCUGCUGUGUGGGAAGUCAAGAGACUGGUACAAGGCGCUGCACUAUUCCAGCAACUGCGAGAAGAUAACCAUCCUCAACGUCACCCCCUUGGAAGCAGAGGUGCAUUUCUUCUUUGAGCGCGAUCUCAAAGCAAACACGUUCCUUUUGGACCCUCCCAGCAUGAGGCUGAAACCGAAGGAGAAGCAGGAGCUGACCAUCUGGGCGUACCCCACUUCAGCCGGCCUCGUGGAAGACAACCUCGUCUGCUGCGUUCGGGAGAACCCGGAGCCGGUGGUUUUCCACCUGUGCUGCCAGGGGGUGCAGGUGGAGCUGGGGGUCAGCCCCAAGCAGGUGCAUUUCGACAAGGUGCUGCUGCACAGAAGGCACAGCAAGACCGUGGUCCUGCGGAACAGCACCCCGCUGCCCGUGGCCUGGCGGCUCACCGGGCUGGAAAACCUCGGCGAGGACUUCUCCGUGUCGCAAGGCGAGGGCACCGUUGGUCCCCGUGCGGAGUUUGGCCUGCAUCUGUAUUUCAAGGCCACGAAGGCUGUCAGCGUUAAGAAGAUGAUCCGGCUGGAGGUUUCAGAUGCAGAAAACAUCCUGGGGAUUGUUCAGAUUGAAAAUAUCCAAAUCUUUGCGGAGGCCUACGAUGUUGCUCUGAGCAUCAACAUUCCUAAAGGUACAGAAGGCAACGUGGAUUUUGGAAUCCUUAAAGUCCUGGAUGACGCGAAGCAAGUGCUGACUCUGAAGAACAAAGGGAAGUACGAGAUUGCAUACAGUUUCAAGCUGGAAACCGCCGAUACCAACGUACCCGACUUGGCGUCCCACUUCACUGUCCAGCCGCAGAAGGGCGUGCUGAGCGUCUCCGAGCGCCCUGUGCAGGUCCAGCUGCUCUUCCACCCCACGAUGGAAAUUAAUAUUGAGGACAAACCCAUCCUGCUCUGCCAGGUGAUUGACCCCAGCAUCUCUGGAGGCGAGACCAUCGCCAUCAUCCCGGUGAGGGUGUCGGCGAAAGCUGUGUUCAGCAAGUACAGCAUUUACCCUGCCUCGCUCAUCAGCUUCGGUGCCAUGAUGCACGGCACCAGGAAAACCUGCACCUUCAAGCUGGAGAACAAGGGCAUCCUCGACUUUAAAUUCGUCAUCUACAGAGCGGACCAGGAUGUCUUGCGAAGGAAAAGUGUACACCAGACGAAAUCUGCCCAGUCCCAAGAGGGUGAAAACUUAAGGAAAACGACUCCCUCGGUCAAGCAAAGCAAGCCCUCGCUGCAAAAGGACACAAACCCCUUCCUGCAGGCUCGCGUCACUCUGGGCAUGUUCACGGUGUACCCUGGCUUUGGCUCCAUCCCUCCUGGGGGCCAGCAGAUGAUCGUGGUGGAUUGCUGUGCAGAGCCGCUGGGGACUUGCAAGGAGUGCCUGUCCAUCGAUAUCAGCGACAGAGACCCCAGGGACAACCCCCUCGGCAUCCCCUAUACCCUGUUUGCCGAGUCCUGCCUCCCAGCAUUUGUGGUCGACGACAUAGAGUCCAUCUUUGAGGAGCAUCGUAUCUGCAGCAACAUCAACCUCUGGCAGAUCCUACAGACAGUGGAAGACAAGGGCGUGUUCAUCACAGAUGAGAAUAAAUUUAUCUUCACCAAUGUUCUGGUUGGGCACCGGGCCACGGCUCGCUUCAAGAUCCGCAAUGUGGAUAAAGUCCCCUGUGAUGUGGUCCUCUCCAUCAAACCCAUCCCCAGUAAGCCUAACAGCUACGUUAGCGACAUUUUCGAGGUGGAUCCCGUUCGGAUGUGCGUGCCCAGCCGUUCCCACGCCUUUGCUAUGGUGACCUUCACUCCGCAAACGAUGCAGAACUACGAGUGCACUUUUGAGGCUUCCCUUGAUGGCCAGGCAAGCCCUGCAGCGGUUAAAGCGCAAAGCCUGACCUUCGAUAUCAGUGGAGACGGGAAUCUGCCUCGGGUGACGGUCCUGCGCCCAGUCCUUCACAAUAGGAGAGGGAACCCUCUGCUCCUCUUCAAGAAGCUGUUGCUGGGCGAUUCAGAAAAACUCCCUCUGGUCCUUCGUAACGAUGGGACCGUAGCUGCGCAGUUCAUGAUAGACCUGUUGGAUGAAGGGGGAGUUUUCUUCUUGAAAGCCAGGCCCACCACACGCUGCAUCUACCAAGCUGUGAGCACGAAGGAGGACUCUCCCGGAGAAGAGAGGAAGCCCCACACCGCUUCCCUGGUCCUGCAUCACGGGGAAGUAGCAGAGUUUGACGUGAUUUUCAAACCCAACCUGGCCCAACGUGCGGAAGGGAAGAUCCACCUGUCAGUGGUGGACAACCCCUAUGAAGAGACCAACGUUCAGCUGGUGGGUGAAGGCUACGAGGAUGACUUCACACUAGAUAACAUCCACGGACUAGUGGCGGACGGCAAGGAGGAGGACACUGAGGGUGAUCUGGAGGAAGACGUAAUUGAGGCUGCCAGAGUGGAUCACAUCCAGUUCGGGGACUGUCACAUCGGGACCCCCUACCCCGUGACCUUCACGAUCACCAACCGCAGCAGGGUGGAGGCGAUGCGGUUUGAGUGGCUGGCAGUCUCCCCCUUUCGCUUCUCCCCCGAGGUGGGACACCUCCAUGCUGGCUGUGCUAAGGACAUCACGGUGACCUUGAAAUCGGAUGUCGUGGCCGCCUUCAAAAUGCACCCUGUGAAGUGUAAGGUGGCGAGGAUCGCCUUCCAGCUCCCGUCGGAGCAGGUUACCGACUGGGACGACCGCCUGCACACCGUCAAGUGGGUGGAUGCCACGAGGGACCCGGCAGCCACGUGGCCUGUCAAGAAGAAGGUGAUUGAGACAGACCCAGAACCAGCUCACACUGUCCUGGAGAACAGCAGCCGUGAGGUGGAGCUUCUCCUCAGUGCCGUCGUUGACUAUGCCGAGUUCGAGCUGGAUACGGACGUGAUUCAGUUCAAGGAGACCUUGCUCUUCCAGACGAGGACGUUCACUUUCCAGCUGUCCAACAGAGGGAACGUGGCCCUGGAAUACACCUGGAUGGCGGCAGCAGAGGCUGAAGGGGCAGUGGGCCAUGCUGGGGAGCUGCUCCCACCCAGCCUGGAUGGGGAUUUCUCCUCCUCCACUUCUGGUGCCUCUGUGAAGCUCCAGUCUAGCUGUUGUUCGAGCCAGCUGGGACAUGCUCUGGAGCAGGUCUCUUCCUCGCUGAGCUCGUCUGUGAACACCGACAGUGCCAGCCCGCCGUUCUUUGUUGAGCCCCGCAGCGGCACCAUCCUUGCUGGCCAGGAGCAACUCUUCCAGAUGAAGUUCUCCCCAGUGUAUGUGGGGGACUUUGAGAGCCGUAUGCUCUGCAGGAUUCCUAACCUGAAACCAAAUCAGAAGGGCCCAGAGGUGGUUGUGAAGGGGAGAAGCCUGAUGCCAAACUGCCACUUUGAACUGGAAGACUCUGACUACAUCACCACAAAAAGGCACGACCCGGAGUUGCAGGGAUCGAAGGGAGCAACGCUCGAUCUCAACACGAGAGUGAUUGAGUUUGCGGCAAUCGGAGUGCGCAGCAGGAACAGCAGGACCUUCACGGUUAUGAACCCAACCGGUUCUGCGUAUUCCUUCCAGUGGACUUGCCGAGACCCCGAAGCCCCACCAGAACAGCGGGCUUUCUCCUGCCUCACGGAGAGAGGUCAGAUCCAGCCAGGGAAGAAAGCAGAGAUCAAGUUUGAAUUCAUCCCCCAGCACCUGGACAUCACAGAAUCGUUCUGGGUGUUUACCAUCCCCGAGCAGAGCGUUUCAGUCCUGUUCCUGUUGGUGGGCAACACCACCGACCCACUAGUGACCCUGGACAGAUCCCACCUGAACUUCCACUUGCUGUUAAUCGGGCACGAGGUGCACCAGACUAUCUAUAUGAUCAACAGUGAGAAGGAAGCCUUCAGCUUUGCUUUCAGAGAAAGCUCGCUCUUCUCAGAGGGAUGUAACGGCUCCGUGAAAAUAGAGCCCCUGGAAGGCACCAUCGCUCCUCUUUCAAGGCUUCCCAUUACAGUCUCCUUCACCCCAACGCUAGAAGGAGAGGCAGUCUUCAACCUCAAGUGCAAUGUCAAGAGGAAGACCCAGCCCCUCUCCUUGAAUAUCAAGGCCACCAGCUAUAGCAUGAACGUGUCUGUCGGGUGCGAGGACGGUGACGGCCGUGUCACUGAGCUCAGCGCGCAGGAGAUCAACGUCAUUGAUUUCAAGGAGGUACAGCUGAACGAGAACAUCAAGCGCAUCUUCAGCAUCCGCAAUAACGGCAAGGUCAGCUUCACCUUCUCGUGGGAGCUGAGUGGCGCCGCAGCCCGUAAGCAGGUCCUUGCUGUCACCCCUCGGGUGGGCACCGUGCAGGCGGAGGGCAAAGCGGAGAUCCAGCUGGCUUUCUGCCCACAGAAGAUGUGCUCUUUAAAGGACGUGGAGCUGACGCUGCAGAUCAGCAAGGGUCCCACGUUUACCUGCGUGUUUCUUGCCACCGUGGUAGUGCCCGCUGUCCGCUUCUCCACCACCAGACUCAACUUUGGAACCUGCUUCAUCUACUGCGCUGGGAUGCCACCCGCCCAGCAGACCCUCCUCAUCACGAACAAGGCAGACAAGGAUGUGAGUUUGAACUGCUUGUUCACCAGCACCGCGCACCUGAAGGUGGACUUCUCAGGGCGUGUCCUACGCCCGGGAGAGGCAGUGGAGGUGCCCAUCGCUUUUUAUCCCAGAGAGGUUGCGUCUUACCAUGAGCUCAUCCCUUUUGAAAUCAACGGUCUUUGCCAGCAGACUGUUGAGGUCCAAGGAAGGGGCACGGAAAUGAAGGUUGACGUUGUGGAACCACAAGGAAAGGUGGUGAAGCUGGGAGCCCUCUCCAUCGGACAGACGGUGAAGAAGACUGUCACCAUAGCAAACAGGAGCGCUGCCCCUCUCGCUUUUAAGCUCAGUCUCGUGUCCACCACGCCAGAGCUGCAGGAAGCUGGGGUUCUCUACUUGAACCCCACCGAUGAGCUAAGCCUGAAGCCCAAAGGAGGCACCUGUAAAGUGGAGGUGACCUUCUCCCCAAAGUGCCGCAUCCAGCCGUUCACCGAGGAAGUGAUGAUGGAGUGCAACGGCCUGGUGCGCUCCCUCUUCAUGGUGCGGGGCUCCUGCCAGGGCAUCUGUGUGAGCUUGGACCAGGAACACCUCAGCUUUGGAGCGGUGAUGCAGCAGAGCUACACAUCCCAGCGCAUCAUCAUGCAGAACACGGGCGACAUGGGAGUCAAGUUUAAGUGGGACAUCGAGAGCUUCAAGCCAGAUUUCUCCAUCAGCCCCCUGAAGGGUUACAUCUCCCCAGGAAUGGACGUCCCCUUCGUGGUGACCUUCCACCCCUCUAAGCUGAGCCACGCUAUCCAGUACGAGGGCCUGCAGUGCUUCAUCCAGGGCAGUCAGCCGCUCCGGCUGACGCUGGCAGGGUGCUGCAUGGAGACCCCUGUGAUCAAAGAGACGCUGACUUUCACGUGCGACGUGCGCGAGAAGCACAGCCAGACCAUCCUCCUCUCCAACCCGAGCAGCGAGGCCUGGACCGUGCAACCUGUCAUUGAGGGGGAACACUGGAAGGGACCUGAAUUUUUCCAUCUAGAGGCCAAUCAACAAAAGAAGCCCUACAAGAUCACUUACAAUCCCCUAACCAUGAGCUCGCAGGACAAGAAGCACCAG